AAUCGCUUGGCCCUUUUCGUAUCCGCGACCUCUGAGCGUCGGACUAGAGACAUUCAGACAAGAUGGCCUCGCUCGUGGCCAUCGUGGAUAUCAAGGGCAAGUCCCUCAUCCAGCGGUCGUACAGGGACGAUGUGGCGCCCUCCACCGUCGAGCGUUUCCUCCCACUGCUUCUCGACAUGGAGGAAGAGAGCGGCGGGAGUGCGGUGAAUCCCUGCUUCACCAGCGAGGGCGUCAAUUACAUGUUCAUUCGGCACAACAACCUCUACUUGCUCGCCCUCUCGCGCCGAAACUCCAACGCUGCCGAGAUCCUUCUCUUUCUCCACAAGCUCGCCUCGGUGCUGGAGGAGUACUUCAAGGAGCUCGAAGAGGAGAGCAUUCGGGACAACUUUGUCAUCAUCUACGAGCUCCUCGAUGAGAUGAUGGAUUUUGGCUACCCUCAGACGACUGAGAGCAAAAUCCUCCAAGAGUACAUCACUCAAGAGUCACACAAGCUCGAAAUCCAGGCAAGACCGCCGAUGGCUGUGACGAAUGCCGUCUCUUGGCGAUCCGAGGGGAUUCGAUACCGGAAAAACGAGGUGUUCCUCGACGUCGUCGAGUCAGUCAACCUUCUCGUUAACGCAAACGGGAACGUUGUGCGGAGCGAGAUUCUGGGUGCUGUCAAGAUGAAGUGCUAUCUUUCGGGCAUGCCCGAGCUGAGAUUGGGUCUCAACGACAAGGUCAUGUUUGAGAGCACAGGGCGAGCGGCGAGAGGAAAGGCAAUCGAGAUGGAGGACGUCAAAUUCCAUCAAUGUGUCCGGCUUUCACGAUUCGAAAACGAUCGCACGAUCAGCUUCAUUCCUCCGGACGGCGAGUUUGAGCUCAUGUCGUACCGUCUUAGCACCCAAGUCAAGCCUUUGAUCUGGGCAGAGGCCAUCAUUGAGCGACACGAGGGCAGUCGUAUCGAAUUCAUGGUCAAGUGCAAGGCGCAAUUCAAGCGAAGAUCAACGGCCAACAAUGUCGAGAUCCACGUACCCGUGCCAGAUGAUGCCGACUCUCCAAAGUUCCGAGCUGCUGUAGGGUCUGUUCACUACGCACCCGAGAAGUCGGCCAUGGUUUGGAAGAUCAAGCAGCUGGGUGGCGGACGAGAGUUUCUCAUGAGGGCCCACUUUGGGCUGCCGAGCGUCAAGAACGAGGACACGCUCGACCGGAGAGCACCAAUCAACGUCAAAUUCGAGAUUCCAUACUUCACAGUCUCGGGUAUCCAGGUUCGGUACCUCAAGAUUGUGGAGAAGUCAGGCUACCAAGCGUUGCCAUGGGUGCGGUACAUUACUCAGCACGGAGAGUACGAUCUUCGGACACAAAGUGACAAAGCACAAGCUCGUCUGGCCCCUUUCUCGGCUUGAUGGCUUCGUGAAUCCAUCCUUCUCUAUAUUUUUGUACCGGUACACCAUCACAAUCAGAUUCCUUCACAUCGAGCACUCCAAGAGCUCAUGGACACGCAAUUCGCCCGUCCAUUCUUAUUUGUUCACCUUUGAGAGCCAUCCACUGCAUGUCUGUUAGUUCCCUGCAGCACAAGUUGAAGGCCCAAACCCCAAAUCAG
Acaromyces ingoldii is the source of this 1579-nucleotide messenger RNA. RefSeq names its product putative clathrin assembly protein AP47. The transcript is spliced from 6 exons. Lineage: Eukaryota; Fungi; Basidiomycota; Exobasidiomycetes; Exobasidiales; Cryptobasidiaceae. Gene Ontology annotation, biological process: vesicle-mediated transport; intracellular protein transport. Bases 63 to 1382 code for a protein of 439 amino acids. Gene Ontology annotation, cellular component: clathrin-coated vesicle; clathrin adaptor complex. Gene Ontology annotation, molecular function: clathrin-cargo adaptor activity. The record is from RefSeq and is a predicted model, not a curated record.